AAAUAAAAUUGGAUGGAAUAAACCAAUCCACAGCCUUACUUCUCCCCCAUAGUUUUGUGAAAGUAGUAAGAAGGGCCAAACAUGGAAGUUGGGCUUGAACAAACAAACCAGCCUGCAAUAUUUUUGUUUUCACCCUAAAAAAUGGUUUUCCCGCCCAAAGGCACCUCUUACAAUAUAUUCUUGUCAUAUUUUCCGUAAAAAUCUCACAUUGAUUAUCAUCAUUUUCAUCAUUCAUAUGUACAUAGCCACUUUCCAAAUUUUCCAGGAGAAAUGCAGAAAAAAUAUAAUUAUAAUUAUUAUUUCUACCUCCUAUUGAGAACUAGGGUUACACUAGUUCAAAAUGGAUUCCCCUGAACCUUCAUCAAAAUCAUGCACCGCCCCCAUUUCAUCAUCAGAACCUGUACCUGCCCAAGAUUCACCUGUCUUCAAUUAUAUUAGCAACCUCUCUCCUAUACAACCUGUCAAGGGUGCUCCAAUUGUGCAAUAUUUCCCAGGGCUGAAUUCUCCUCCUCUUCUGUUUACCUCACCUCGGAUUAAUGCACAGAGUCAAUCAAGCUUGUUGAAAAGGAGCCAGUUUCCUCAACUAUCCAGUGAAGCAUUUUGUGGGAAGAAUGAGGAUUAUAACAAUGUUGUCACAGAUUCAGAUGGCACUAGAGUAUCUGUUUCUCCGCCAAGAAGUGGACUAAACCCUUUUGUUCAGAAAAUAUCUGAUAAUAGUAUCUUUGUGCAUGAACAAAGUGGGAGUCCCAUAAGAUGUGUUGAUGAAUUCUUAGUUGAUGUUUCAAACUCAGAGUCUGGUAAUCCUUCAAAUUCAACUAAUACCAGCCUAAAGGUAGCUGAUAGUAUUCCUCAAUCUCCUAAUAGUGCAGGAGAUUUAAAGGAAUCUGUCGCUAACAUUGCAAGUAAAGAUGCAAGACAAGAUGAGAUUCCAGAAGUUGCAGCUCGUGUUGUUGUAGAGCAAGCUGAACAGGACAAUAAGGAAAACUCCUCAUACAAUCAGAAAGAUAUUGGGGCUUGCAGUUCCAAUACUGAUCCUGAUCUUCCACCUACCAGUUUAUGUACAGAGAUUGUUCCCUACUUGCCUGCUCAUAGUUCGUCGCAUUAUCAUUAUGGUGACCGACACAUGGCUCAGUUUUCAAGGGUCGACUGCACUAUGUUGGAUGAAGCUUCUAAUAUACCGAUCGAAUCAUUGGAGACUGCAUGUGAUUGCAGAAAUGAUAGUGAUACGAUUAGCACAAUGUCAGUUGCACCAGAUGAAAGCAUUGUGCAGCAUGAUUCUCAAACCAAGGCAGGUCAACAUCAAAGCGGAAUAAGUAGGCGUUGUCUCCAAUUUGAAGAUGCUCAACAGAAGAUCGCACCAGCUAGCUCUGGCUCACAGAGUGCUUCAGGUAUUGUGAGCUGCUCAGUAGCACCAGUCAGUCCUGCUGUCUUAGAGGUCGUAGAACAAGGUUCAUCAAAUAGAUCAUCAACUGCAAACGAUAGGCCAUUGACCCAGCUGGCAUCUUCUUCUGUUGAUUCUGAAAAACUUACUGUGAAAGUCCCAAAGCCAUCUGGUAUUGGCUUGCACUUAAAUAGUAUAGUUAAUGGGAUGGAAGCUGGUUCUGGUGCAACUGUAAGUGUGAAAUCAACUGAGAGGGGUAACUUAAGCAUAUGCGGGAAGAAGUUGACGUCCAUGGUGAGCUGUCACCCUUCUAAGAACAUGAAGAAUUGCUUGAUAUCUUCGAAUGUGGUUGGGAGCAAUUUGACAAGUGGUGACAAUGACGGUAGACAUGAAAGUUAUGUGCCGAAUACAGAAAGUGUCUCUGCUUCUUUUUCGCUUAAUAAUGCAAAACCUUUAAAUGACACUGUGCUCUUGAAGCCAACGGAGCAUACUUCAAGUCACAAAAGGAAGUUUAAUUCUGAACAUAUCGACAGCCCUAUGGAUUACAAUUUGUCAAGCCCCCAAAAGAAAAGAAAGAAAACCUCGGAUGGAAAUGUUGGUGAUGGGUGCAAACGCUGCAAUUGUAAGAAGACUAAGUGCUUGAAACUUUAUUGUGAUUGCUUUGCUGCUGGAGUAUAUUGUGUGGGCUCUUGCACUUGCCAAGGUUGCUUCAACAGACCUGAAUAUGAAGACACUGUUCUUGAUGUGCGGCAACAAAUCCAGUGUCGGAAUCCCCUGGCAUUUGCUCCAAAAGUUGUGCAGCAUUCCACUGAUUCCCCUACAAAUGUUGUUGCGGAGGAUGGAUCAAGUUUUACGCCCUCUUCUGCAAGACACAAAAGAGGGUGCAACUGCAAGAAGUCAAUGUGUUUGAAAAAGUACUGUGAGUGCUAUCAGGCUAAUGUUGGAUGUUCCAGUGGAUGCCGCUGUGAAGGAUGUAAAAAUGUCUAUGGUCGGAAGGAAGAAUACGGUAAAGAUUUGGUUAAUAGACAUUGCAUCACUGAGAGAUUGGAGAGGUCUGUUGAGGAAGAGGUGGAAAUGGUGACAGCUACAAGUGGGUUAUUGCAAAGUGAUCCAAGAAAUCAAUGCAACUUAACUCCCUUGACACCUUCAUUUCAGUGCUCAAACCGGGGGAAGAAUGCAUCAAAAACUUGGUUCACUUCUGGAAGAUACGUUUCUUCACCUGAAUCUGGCCAAGCUAAUACAGAAGCAUAUGGACUGUCCCCAGGAUCUCCUAGAAGUUCUAAAAAUCAUGACAUAGAUCAGGAAACUACUGAUGAUAUUUUGGAUAUUGUUCCCUUCGAUCAGGAAAAUCAUGGCAAUGCAAAGUUAGCAAAUGAAAUAUCACCAGGGUUUCAUGUUACUGACAAUACUGAUGAUCUUUUGGCACUGCCAAACUCACAAGAUUGGGCAAGUAAUUCAGAUAAUCAACUGAUUCCUCAAACUGUCCAUUUCCAGUCCACGCCUCUGCUAUGCUGGCGUAACUCUCCGAUGACCCCUAUGACCCAGUUUGACGGGAGUGGGAUGAACGUUUUGGAAUUACUAGACUCUAAUAAGAAGCCAUUUGUGAUGGAAGAUGACACACCGGAAAUACUUAAGGAGUCUUCUAUACCACAAAAUGGUGUUAAAGUAAACUCUCCGAAUAAGAAGCGUAUUUCUCCACCUCAUCGUCAUUUGAAUGAGCUUGGUGCUACAUCGUCUGGAGGAGGCUUAAAAACAGGCCGGAAAUUCAUACUGCGAGCUGUUCCUUCUUUCCCACCACUUACCCCAUGUAUUGAAUCCAAAGAUGUUGCAGCUCAUAGCACCAAUAAUUCUCAAAAAGAUAGCAGCAGCAAAUAACCAACACUACAAGAGGUUAGAAAUGUUGCUUUUGUCUAUCACUUUAUUCGUGUGAUAAAGAACAAAAAAUGGGUUUUAAGAUAAUCUCUGAAUGAAUAAUGUGAUCUCAGAGGAAGGAAAAGCGUACUGCUGCUUGGUUUUACUGUACACAGUAAAGAUGGAUAGGAGGGAAAUCCUUUGCCUUCAUCAUAUGAGAACUCUUUAAAUCUCCUUGGAAAUCCUAUAUUUUAGGUAAAAUGAACAAAAUUCUAGUUUUUUCACCUCUGCUGAUCAUGUAGAGGAAUUCUUGCAUUACUUUGUACUACGUUUUAGAUUCUUUAAUUGGCUUAUUUGCUGCCAAGUACAAUAAUUGCUAUUACUUCGGUCAUGUUGUGGUUGAUGGCAGAAGUAGCAUUGUAUACUUCAUAUUUCAAAAGAAUUGUUUACAAAGCCAA
Capsicum annuum is the source of this 3690-nucleotide messenger RNA. RefSeq lists its product as uncharacterized. NCBI's taxonomy places the organism in Eukaryota, Viridiplantae, Streptophyta, Magnoliopsida, Solanales, Solanaceae. Gene Ontology annotation, molecular function: DNA-binding transcription factor activity. The transcript has 11 exons. Bases 341 to 3256 code for a protein of 971 amino acids. The record is from RefSeq and is a predicted model, not a curated record.